GUAAUAAUAAUAAUAUAAGGUAUGGUGUUGUUUAAGGGUUAUUUAAUAGUUUAAGGACCAUUUUAUUUAAUGGAUCCUGACUGCUUUUGUUAGUUGGUUUGUUCCCGAAUGGUGGUACCACAAAAUAACUGCCCAUUGUUUCUCCCGGUGGCGAAGUGUGUUAAAGCACUGAGCUGCUGAAUUUGCAGACCGAAAGGUCUCAGGUACAAAUCCCGGGAGCGGAGUGAGCGCCCGCUGUUAGCUCCAGCUUCUGCCAACCUAGCAGUUCGAAAACAUGCCAAUGUGAGUAGAUCAAUAGGUAUCGCUUCUGCCUGAAGGUAACGGCGCUCCAUGCAGUCAUGCCGGCCACAUGACCUUGGAGGUGUCUACGGUCAACGCCGGCUCUUCGGCUUAGAAAUGGAGAUGAGCACCAACCCCCAGAGUCAGUUACGACUGGACUUAACGUCAAGGGAAACCUUUACUUUUAUAACAACAACAACAACAACAACAAGACUCAAGUUGCCUUACAACACAAAGCAAAAAUGUACAUCAUGCAAAAGUGUGAAAGCAGCUCAAAAUUAUCUGCAGUUAAAAAAAAUCUCCGGAAAGAUCUAUCUUGCACUGUCCCCUUGCAUCAUCUCCGUUUCCACCCCAGGAAUAGAAGCCAUCAAUUGAAUAUUUCAGCAGAAAAUAGAGAAGUUAAAAGUCUACUUCUAAGAGCCAAGUGUAACAAAAGGAUGUUUUGUGCCACGUGCGCCAUGGUGACAAAAUCGGGUGGAGCAUCCUUCUCCUAAGGUUUUUCAGCAGAGGCUGGAUGGCCAUCUGUCAGGAAUGCUUGAAUGGGCAGAAGGGGGUUGGACUGGAUGGCCCUUGGGAUUCUCUUCCAACUCUAAGGAGUUUCUAAGAAGCCCUAGCCCAGGGGUCCCCAAACUAAGGCCCCGGGGCUGGAUGCGGCCCAUCGAAGACAUUUAUCCGGCCCCACGGCACAAGGGCAGAAGGGGGUUGGGCUAAAUGACCCAAGGGGUCUCUUCUUCUCUUACAACCAUUAUUAUUAUUAUUAUUAUUAUUAUUAUUAUUAUUAUUAUUAUUAUUAUUAUUAUUAUUAUUAUUAUUAUUAGAAACACAACAAGAUGAGUCCACAGCAGACACUCUGCUGGCUGUUGAAUUGGAUCACACGUCGGACACUUCCCAAGUGUCUAGGACUGUGUGAUGUAUGGUGAAUAAUGCACGCAGAUCCCAGUUAGGUGGCCUUCUGCAGCUGGCAGGUGGUAAUUUUGUCAGCGCCAAUUGUGUUUAAGCGCAGGCCAAGGCCUUGAGGCCCUGCACCCAGUGUGCCCAUCACCACUGGGACCACCUUGACUUGCUUGUGCCAGAGGCUUUGUAAUUCGAUCUUUAAAUCCUCAGAUUGUGUCAGCUUUUCCAGUUGUUUCUCCUUAAUCCUGCUGUCACCUGGGAUUGCAGUAUCGACAAUCCAUACUUUGUUUUUUAACACGAUUGUGAGGUCAGGAGUAUUGUGUUCCAAAACCCUGUAUUAUUAUUAUUAUUAUUAUUAUUAUUAUUAUUAUUAUUAACAUUGAGGCUGGGUGGCCUUCUGUCAAGGAUGCUUUGCUUGUGCUUUCGGUGCACAAAGGUAGAAGGGGAUUGGACUCGAUGUCCCAAAGGGUCUCUUCCAACCCUCUUUUUAUUGUUGUUGUUAUUAUUAUUAUUAAUUAUUAUUAUUGCUCGGUGGCCAACUAUAGUCCGGCCCUCCAACGGUCCGAAGGAUCGUGAACUGGCCCCCUGUUUAAAAAGUUUGGGGACCCCUGCCCUAGCCAAAUCCAUAGCCUUUCUGUGUUUACAUCUCCGCCCUUUCUCGGAGAAAACCAAGCCUGCAUAGAAAUCCCUCCAAUGCUCAUAUUUUAAGAAACAUGUUAAGAUGUUUUUUAAAAGUAUUUUCACGCAAAAGAAAACUGACAGCUUUCAAAGUCCGCAGACAAACACGUGACUGACUUCGGUGGCGAGAAGAAGGCGGAGAACGGGGCGGGAUUUCCUUAUCCCGAUUUCCUUAUUCAGAGCAUGGAGAGGGCUGUGCUGAGAAAGGGCGGGGUUACGAGGCAUUGCACUAGGAUAUAUAAAGCCCAAAGUCAGUCUUAGACGGCGGUGCCCAGCGCGGCGGUUGUGCCCGUUUGCAGAUAAGAGUAAUCAACCAAGGAGAAAAGGAUGGCUGCCUGUAAAAAUCCCCUGGAGACUGAGACAAAAAAUGGAAAUAGUCUGAACACUUCAGAGCAAAUAGCACUGGAUUUCUCAGGAAAGACAAAAGCAUCUGAAAGGGAGCAACUCACCCAGACUUCUAUCCCACUGCCAGCUGAUAGAUCUCCCUCCACUCAUAUAUUAGCUAGAGGACCAAAAACAAAAUGGAAGAAGAAGAAGAACUGUAUUUUGAUGACUGUUUUGCCCAUUGCCAGCAGUGUUGUCACUGCCCUCAUUGUUUUAGGUGUGAUGCCAACCAAAUCAUCAUGUGGCAUAUGCCCAGCAACAACUGUCCUCUCUUGCCCUUCAGGAUGGGUUGGUUAUGAAGGCAAAUGCUACAACUUUUCUGAAUCUGAAGGGACCUGGGACUCCAGCCAGAACAAUUGCUCUGCAUCUGGUGCUUCUCUGGUCGUGAUUGAAGAUCAAAAGGAAAUGGACUUCAUAAUGCAACAUAAGAGAGCAACCGAUUAUUGGAUUGGUCUGAAGAGAGAGAAAGGACAGCCCUGGAAAUGGCCAAAUGGAACUGUCUUCAAUGGCUGGUUUGAAAUUGGAGCUGAUGGACCAUGUGCCUAUUUGAAUGAUGAAAAAGCCAGUUCAACAUUAUGUGUGACAAGACGAAAUUGGAUAUGUAGCAUGCCAGCUCAUGGGGUCUGAACAAAGCUUGAAGGCUUCCCAACACAAAUAUUUCAACAAACUGUACAAGGUCCCAGCCAGAAUUGGAGUAACACAUUACUGUACAUCAGUGGUUCCCAACCUUUUUUGACCAGGGACCACUUGACCAGGGACCAUUCUCCAACAUUAGUACCAAAAGAGUUACGAAUCAGUUUUUGGUCAACUUUAGAAUCGGUUUGAUUAUUUGGGGUGCUGAUUCAGAAAAUUGCAUUGGAUAGACCACAUCAGCUCUAGUUUCUGAUACAGAACAUAUGCCAUCCAGUAGUCGCCAUCUGCUCGACCACAGAAACCAUAUUUAAUAAUCUAGAGCUGAUGUGGUCUAUCCAAUGCAAUUUUCUGAAUCAGUACCCCAAAUAACCUCAGAAACAGGCCUAAAAAUGAAGACACCAAAUUUUUUUUUGGUUGGACUGUGUUAUUAUCUGUGGAUUUUCUUAAUGCUUGUGUAAAAAAAGAAGGGGAGGGGGCUGACGUUGAAAAAAAAUACAAAAAGCAGAGUGCGAGACCCAAGAAACUGUCCUAACAACUUUGAUAAUAACAAUAAUUACUUUGGGGAACUAAACAGGAUCUUACAAAGGGCUGCUUUCCCAUCAUGACUGAUGUGUGGCAAUAGGAAGUUAUUAAUGAGAGGGACAUGGUUUUUAAAAAGAGAAUUUUCAGAGAUACUUCCAAUGACUAUAUGUCUUGAUUUACUGCUAUUUGACCUAUCGUAUAUACUCAAAUAUAAGCUGACCCGAACAUAAGCCAAGGCACCUAAUUUUACCACAAAAAACUGGGAAAACAUUGACUGCAGUAUAAGCCAAGGGUGGUGCACAGAUGUGAGGCAGGGAGGAAUCCUUUUAAUUAUUAUAUAUUUAACUAUCCCACCAUACAGUUGAUGACCGAAACCCCGGCUUUUAAAUUAAUUUAAAAACACAGCGGAGAGUUCCGUAGAUCACUCACCAAAGGAACGGAGCGGGACCGCAGCAGACUAUUAUUAAAAGACCUUUUUUUUCUUUUUUCUUCAUUUUCCCUUUCCCUGAACUAUGUAACAAAUCCCCCCAAUAAAAGUAGCAUUUCUUUUAACAAUAA
Anolis carolinensis (green anole) is the source of this 3948-nucleotide messenger RNA. Its product is annotated as C-type lectin domain family 2 member B. The coding region runs from base 2179 to 2862 and encodes 227 amino acids. The transcript is spliced from 7 exons. The record is from RefSeq and is a predicted model, not a curated record. Lineage: Eukaryota; Metazoa; Chordata; Lepidosauria; Squamata; Anolidae.